AGUGCACUUGAGAAAAACGUGCAUGUGGGAGGGAAAUUUACUGAGAAAUUCUUAUUGCUUUAACAAAUUGUAGAUGUUUUGAAAUGAACUUGUUUGAUACAGUGAGUUCCACCCUAGCCCAGUGGCAAUAGAUUUGAAACACUAUAAUCAAAUAAUGUACGAACUGCUAAAACAGUUUUGUAUAAAUGUCUGUACCUCACCCAGAGGCAUUGACAUAUUAUGUAAUCCUGUGCAUUAACUUCUUUGUGUGCAUUUACACACCCAGACGUCCAAAAGCAAGAGGGAUUAUCCACCAUGUAUACCUUUGAUCUGCUGUAGGAUAAUUUGGGUAAAGGUACGCAUAGAAACUGACAGUGUGGGCCAAUACAGGCACAGGCCUCAUCAUAAGACUACAUGAGGACUUUAUCGGUGAUUUUAUUGACGGUAUUUUAUGUAGAUAGUGCAGAUAAUAGGCUGAUGGACCGGGUCGGAGGGUACCCAAGUAAAGGUCUUUAUCUCAACAGAUGGGAGGAGUGGAUUGUGUGCUGAUCCUUCUACAUCCUGUCAUUUACUAAAUCCAUACUCAAGACUUGCGAGAAAAUUAGAGUGCAUGAUCAGAAUGUCUGAAGAAAUAAACACAUCACCGGCCACGGAUACCACAGUGACAGAACCUGCAUCCACCACCACUGAAACCACCACCGACAGCAAUGCACAAAAGAAACCAGUCAAAAAACUUCCCAUAGAUCCCAGGAAUGAUCCAUACAGAUUUAAAGGUGAGGGUGUGGUGUUUAAUGCCAAGCUGAUAGGGAUGAGUGAUGUAGCUGACGCUCGGGGAGACAAGAUGUGUCAAGAAACCAUACUGGCUCAGAAAAUCGCUGUCAAGUCCUCAGGUCAGCACAAGCAGAGAAUCAUCAUCAAUAUUUCAGAGGAGGGGAUCAAACUCAUCGACCUUAGAACAGCUACAUUACUGCACCAUCAUCCUGUCCACAAGAUCUCCUUCAUUUCCCGUGACGUAAGCGACAGACGAGCGUUCGGUUACAUAUUUGGGACAGAAGAGAGAACUCACAAAUUCUUUGGAAUCAAAACUGAAAAAGCGGCAGAGAAUGUAGUUUUAGCUCUGAGGGAUUUAUUCCAAGUUGUGUAUGAGAACAAGAAACGGGAAAUGGAUGCCGCCAAAAAACAACAGACAGAUGACAAGCCGAAGGAGGAAACCCCAACAAACGUUGUACAGCUGGGUGGAGAAUUAGCCACCGAGUCAUCCACUGACGAUGAGCCAGACUCAAAGUUUCCUCCCAACAAUGCCCUGGUACAGAAGGAAGCGACCGAUCUGUCUGCUCUACAGACUGAGUUAGUCAGCAUUGAACAGGGCAUACAGCAGAUAAACAAAAUGGAGUCCCUGUUUGACGACCUCCCUUCCCCCGCAACCUCAUCCGCAAGCGCCAGUACAUCCUCAGACCCAUGGGGAGGCUCCACUGCACCCACAGCAAACACUGACCAAAACAAGUCAGCAAGCUCUGACCUUGAUGAACUUAAUCUCUUCAGCAGUGAACCUGCCCCUGCUAAGAAAAAAGAUGAUAUCAUGAGUCUCUUUGGCCCAGGCGCUCAACCAGGGUUUGGUGGUCCACAACAACCAGGGUUUGGCGGUCCACAGCAACCAGGGUUUGGCGGUCCACAGCAACCAGGGUUUGGCGGUCCACAACAACCAGGCUUUGGCGGUCCACAACAACCAGGAUUUGGCGGUCCACAACCAGGAUUUGGCGGUCCACAACCAGGUUUUGGUGCAGCUCAACCACAGCAAGGUUUUGCAGCAUUUGGGCAACCAGCAACACCAUUCCCAUCAACACCUCAACCUAACCCAUUUGCUGCCCAACAAGGGGUAGGAUUUGCUCCACCAGUUCCACAGAGACAGCAAGCAUCACCUAACCCGUUUGGUGGCCAAGCACAACCAGCUGCACCUCAGCAACAGAAUUUCUCCCUGUUUGAUGAGCCUGUUUUGGCUCCAGUGAAGGUGGAAGAUCCCUUUGCUGCUCCAGUAACAACGGCAUCUCAACCGAAAGAUGCAUUUGCUGACCUCUGUAGCAUAGGGUCACCAGCAACAAAUAAGACUCCCAGAGACUUGUUCGCAGAGCGUAAUGCUCCUCCAAAAAAAUCUAUCAAUGAGAUGAUGAAAGUACCCACUCCAGCUGCACAGGCAAGUGAUCCAUUUGGAAAUGUUGAUGAAUCAAGUCUUCCCGCCGCUGUCGAUAUUUACUCUCCAUUUACAUGUAAAUCAUCUGACCCAUUUGACACCUCAUUCCUGAAGUCUUCCCCAGCUAUGCAUAUGCAACCCAACAGUGCUUUAAAUGUGUCUGCUUCCAGCAAAAUUACGGAGAAAUUGACUUUAAAUCAGAAUUACUUUGAGAAUUCUGAUGACUUUGAUUUGCCCUCACCACAAGGGCCACCUCCUCCAUUACCAAACGAUCCCCCUCCUCCUGCACCUCCCCCAAGGCCAAAUUCCUCUCCAGCUGGGAUCCAGCACUCCUCCCUUCCCAUUCCUCCCCCAAGAAACUCAGAAAAUGUGCCAAAAACUGUAUCGCUUUCAAAUUCACAUAACAUAAAUGGUAAUACUCCAGUUCCAAGGCCUCGACCAAGGACAAAUGUAACCUCAUCAAUACCAACACCACCACCCAGAAAUAAUUUUACUACACAGGAAGCACCGCCAAAAGAGCAAAGCACCAAAGACUUGCACUCUAAUUCUUUCAGCAGCUUUACAAUUGAGGAUCCGUUUACAACAAAUGACCCUUUUGCAGACAGCGAUCCUUUCAGUUCUGAAGGAUUUGAGUCAUCUGGUUUUGACUCUAUGAACAGUAGUGACCCAUUUGCAUCAUUUGCUAGUGCAGUGAAAGGCAAUUCCAACACUAAAAAUGGAGACUUUGUAAGUGAUUCAAGAGACGACCCCUUUGCAGUGUUUGAUAACUCAUUUGGAGACUCAUUUAAUUUCAAAGGUGGUAGUUUAAAGAAAAAGGGUCAUCGAAAAUCUAGCAGUGGUAAAAAUUUGCCUGUGGUAGAGCCGAAUGAUCCAUUCGGACUCUUGGUUGCAUCGAAACCAGUCCAAAAUGGCUCUGAACCAGUUUAUGCAACAGUGAACAAGACUAACUGAUGACAUGUGAUGGACAACUGGACAAUCUACAAAUACUGCUGGGGAACAUUACUAAUAUUUCAUGAUCAUAGUGCCUACAAGUACUCCAGGGAUGUGUCAUUUGGAAAAUUUGUAUGUUGCAUCUCGUCAAAGAUUUUGUUCCUUGUUUUGAUUUUUAAAACAGUACAUUAAAUUGUAGAUUUUAAAUAUUUUUGACUCGGUUGUUUGGAACAUUGUAGUAAUGCUUGUUUGUUUUUUAGUCAUGGCUUUAAGCAGAGAUGAUACAGAAAAUUUUAGGAAUCCGUACACAUAAUAUGAAAUAUUCAUGCAUUAAUUACUGUAGUCAGGAAUUCGAAUAUUUUAUGUUAGAUAUGCAAGGUUGGUGUUCUUUGUGAAAGAUAUUAUUUUAGAAAUACUUUAUUACAUUUUCCUUAGGGAAUAUUUUAAGUCUUCCUUAGUACAACUAGUUUUGAAAUACAACAUAGUGUUUGAGACUGAGAUUGAAACUGCUUGGAUUCGUUAAAUAUAUAUUCUGUUUCACUGAGGUAUAGAUUGAUAAACAAUUCAAACUAUUCAUGGAAUAGUUCAAGUCUUCCACUGCUAGUUUUGAAAUACAACACAUUUUUUGAGGCUGAGAUUGAAACUGCUGUGAUUCUUUGAAUCUUUCUUUACGACAGAUGUAUAGAUUUAUGUUUUAUUAAUUGAUAAUUCAUCAAUUACAUGUACAUCAUGAGCUAUAGUACGUGAUAUAAUAAGAAAUUUUACAAUUUUCAGUAUUUGAACUCGAUAUUUUUCUCACAUUUUAAACCAGUAGUGAUACCCGUGAUAUGAAUUUGGUCCAGAUGAUGGAAAUAUAAGCAAUUGGUUGUGGUUUUCAAAUUAUCAGUAUUUGAUUCACGUGGGUUUACAUGUAUUUCUUUAAAGUGCUUUUUAAAAAAUAAUUUCACAAUCAAAACAAAGCAUUUUCUACAAAACAAUCAUUUAUUUUUUUUGUCUUACCAUGUUCUGUAUUUCAUACAGUACCACCACAUAGAUUAACGUUAAUGAAAUACUCGUCAGUGCUGAAAAAAAGACGUAUUUGUUCAAGAAUAAAGUGCAAUAAUGUAGUAUUUAGGUCAUUUGAUAUAUAAUUAUUGUAUGCAAAUAUAGCUGUUUUUAUUUGUGGAUUUAUGCCAGGUUCUGUUGUGAGAGAGCUCGGAAAUUGAUUACUGUUACACGUUCUGUGCAAUAAUGAAAUUAUAAUAUAUAUUGUUGCUACUCAUUGAAAAGAAAGCACGCCUGUAGUACAAUAAAAAAUGUAUGAAAAAGAU
This is a messenger RNA of Ostrea edulis (European flat oyster), 4407 nucleotides long. RefSeq names its product disabled homolog 1-like. The record is from RefSeq and is a predicted model, not a curated record. The coding region runs from base 590 to 3118 and encodes 842 amino acids. Lineage: Eukaryota; Metazoa; Mollusca; Bivalvia; Ostreida; Ostreidae. The transcript has 11 exons.